Anopheles coustani is the source of this 8399-nucleotide messenger RNA. RefSeq names its product autophagy-related protein 2 homolog A. The record is from RefSeq and is a predicted model, not a curated record. Gene Ontology annotation, molecular function: phosphatidylinositol-3-phosphate binding. NCBI's taxonomy places the organism in Eukaryota, Metazoa, Arthropoda, Insecta, Diptera, Culicidae. Gene Ontology annotation, biological process: autophagosome assembly; piecemeal microautophagy of the nucleus; reticulophagy. Bases 584 to 8032 code for a protein of 2482 amino acids. The transcript is spliced from 10 exons. Gene Ontology annotation, cellular component: extrinsic component of membrane; phagophore assembly site.
GCUGGAACAAACAACAACGCAAAAACUGGCACGGUCACAAUUUGCCACUGCGGAUGGCAAAACGAAAAACGAGUGGCUUGGAAAAACUUGUCCAAAUCUCUGUAGCAAAUCAACUCAAAUCAUUACUGGCCAAACAGUGAUACACGGUUAAUUACGUAAAAAUAAGAAAACUACUCGUGACGGUAAACAAAAGAAUAAGUGAAGGAAAGGGAAAUUUCCUUCUGCAAGGAGUGUGUAUAGGUCGCUUGUGAUUUUCUCCUAAAACAGACCAAUUUGCAUUCGGGGCAGGUUGUAAAUCAACAAUCACACAGUUGUGCCUAAAUUCGGCAUCGAUAUCUCAAGUCUGUGAGAGCAACCAGAAACAAGAUCGAACGUGUCCAAACGUGAACCGUGACUAAUAUUGGACAUUAUCUUCGUCGUGGUCGUCAAGUGCCGGAUCGUUACCAUCAUCGGGCGUUGAAGAGUGGAUAUCUUGGUUGGAUCAGUGCUUCCGAUCAUCGAUCGUUCAUUGGAGGGGGGUAGAGAGUAACGGGGCAGCCACAACAACGGACCACGGACGCACCCCACCACCACCGUCUUCAUCAUGCCUUGGUAUGUCCCGUGGUCGGAUGUGAUCAAGAAAAAGAUCUGUCGCUUUCUGCUCCAGCGCUAUCUGGGCCGGUUCCUAGAGGAGAAGUUGUCGCUCGAUCAGCUGAACGUUGACUUUUACAAUGGAACCGGGACGGUGCACAACGUCACACUAUACUGCCAGGCCCUGAAUGAACUGUGCGAAGGUCAAGGAUGGGGCAUCGAGGUGACGGGUGGACACAUCGGCUCGGUGACGGUGAACGUCCCGUACGACUCGCUGCUGGCCAAAGACAGCUCGAUCGAGGUGUCCAACCUGACGAUAAGCUUGCGACCGAAGGCCCGCCCGACCGAUGGCACCUCGAUGCUCGAGUCGAUGUGGUCCUCGAUGUCCAGCUCGAUGCAGCUGGCGCAGGAGUAUCUGGAGCGGGAGAGCGGUGGCAGCACGGCCGACGGUCACUCCAUCACCAGCGGGGGCCGAGGGGGAAGUAGCGGCGGUGCCGGCAAUGCUGGCCAACAACUGCCACCGAGCGCCAUGGAGGGGCUGGAGAACUUUGCACAAAUUAUCGACAAUGUGCUAAAUAGGAUUAAGGCAAAACUGUUUGACACUGAAGUAAGGAUAGAGUAUCUCGCACCGGACGGCGAGCGAGGGGUAGCUGUGAUAGUGAAAAUCAAAAGUAUCGAUUACCAGAAUGAGGCUGGAAAUGAUCCACCGGACCGCGGUAGUCCCAAAUCGUCUUCGUCCUCCGGUUCGGACGCGUCGGGUCACACAAUCGGUGGUAGCGGCAGCCGACAAAACCAGCAACAGAAGUCGUUCCUCAUAGCGACACACGCAACCCAUCACAUCACCAUCGAGGGAAUCACGUUCUACACCGAAGAGUUUCGGAUAGACAACCCGCGGCUUCGGCGGCAGCAGCAACGCACGGGAGUGGACGGAAGUUCGGCCGGUCCUCAUCAAACGGCGGCCACGGUGCCGAUGGUGGACGAAAGUAUGAUAACGAGCGACCAGUUUCGCAGUGCGAUCUCCAGCCUGCCGGACGGCGGCAGCACCGAGGGGGACGGAUAUUAUAGCUAUAGUAACACAAGCGCAUGUGAUAGUGGCAGCAGUCCGGCGAAUAGUGGAGGUUUUUACCGGAGAAGCGACAGUAGUGGCACGGACCGCGAAACAGAUCCAGGGGAGGAAGACGAUGAAGAGGCCGACAGUGGGGAGGACGAAUAUGGCGAGUACGGGGUGCGGAUGUACCGCUCGGGGGAGAUCAUUGUGGGUAAGAUUGCGUCGCGCCAGGAGAUCCGGCUGAAGAUGAAACAAGCGGACAAUCUUCCGGGUCCGAACGUCGAGUUGGAGUUGUCGGUCGGAUCGAUUCAGCUGUUCCUAACCCCGCGGCAGCUACAUUCGUUGGUGCUGGUAUGUGAUAGUUUCCUCGGUAGCAACGAGGAACCACCGCCACCGCCAUCGAGCAGGGAACUGAAGGGACAGGCAGGCCGGAGACAUCAGGAACCGUCGGCGUCAGCAGCCGAGUUGGAGUACCAGCAGAACAUGACACGAAUGGGCGGUGGAAUUGGCCUAAACCAGGGCUGGUCGCUUGCCGAUCCGAUGCAGACGAUGAUCCAGGAACAGGCGGAAUUUCUUCAGCAGGACUAUCGUGACGAGGAAGGGGAGAUCUGCUCGGAAUCGAUCAUGUCAUCGACCAGCUCCAUGACGAGCUCGUUCACUUCCGGCAGUACGGCUUCACGGACCACCGCAACGUCGGCCGCUAGCCGUCGGCGUAUGAUCGAUCCGGAUGCAAAUGCGGACAUUUCCAAGUUCAAUGUACGCGUGGCAGCAAUCGCACUGGUGCUGCUACACGAUGAUCUCCUACUAGAGAGUAGUGCGAACAGUACGACCUGCUCGACGGAGUCGCCCCUUUCCGAGGCAAGUGUUCAGCAGCUGCAAACGAAAGCGGAUCGAUUUUUCCGAUCAAUCGGAGCCCUCGGGCUAGGGCUCGGUGCAAACGAUAUCGUGAACGCGGGUUUGGUGCUGGACGGUGCGUGCGACAGUAGUCACCUGCGGCUGCUCCUCGCCCCGAUCAUUCUCGAAGGAGACGAGCAGCGUAACCGGUGUGGGUCACUUCUCCGCUUCUCGCUAUCGAUCGCCCGAGCAGAUUUCCGUGAAGUACUUCCGGAUGCCUCGAUUCCGCUCGUGGAGUUUUACCGCGAGCAACCACGUCCCAACAACACCUCGGCGCAGCUCCCCAAGCGGCCCGAAAUCAGUGUAACCUUCGAGCAGAGCUGCAAUGCACUUCGGGGAACCAGCGGGAAACGGUUCUCUCCUCCGCGCACGAAAAUCCACUUCAUGAUGGCACCGUUCCUGACGGAGUUUGACAUUACCAUGCUGGAUCGUUUGAGUUCGCUUCUGUAUCAGUCACCAUUUGCGUCCUACUACUACGCAAAUGUUGCCAGCGGAACGGCCGUCCCCACGCCCGACAGUCCAUCGACGCCGGCUGCGGGGACACAGGUGCGAAGUUCAAAACUGGAACCGAAAACCGAACUGCAGCUCGAAUCGCUCGCGGUAGACUUUCGGUUGCGCUUUCCCAUCCCCGACCUGCGGCCGAUUCACGACCCGCAGCGUGUUCCCUGGUGGCGGCGAAACAUCCGUCCCGACUUUAUCCUGCUGAAGCUGGAACGGGUUCGCACGGUGAUCACCCUCAACCCCCAUCCCGUGUACGACAUUUCGGCGAACGAGAUAAAGCUGUACUACUACGAGUCCGAACCGGUGGUGGUCCAACCGGGAGCCACUUCCGUCGGUGGCACCGGUGGUGGUGUAAAUAUCGGUAAAACUGUGAUGCAAGAAAAUGCCUCCCCCGGCCAGGUGCCUUCGGUCGAGUACCCGCGGAUAGUGAUCGAAUUACCGAGCGAGGCGGCGUUGCAGAAGGCGCUACAGCAGGAUCCGGCUUCACAGGCGCCCUCGUCCUCGCGAGGGAAAACGGGUGCAGCGGGCAGCACCGGUCAGCAGCAGCAGCAGUAUCGUAGCCAAGAGGAAAGCGAUAGUGAGCCAACAUCCGGCGAAAGCUUCGGUGUUGCUACUGGCCGCUGCAAGGAAGACACACCGUUCAGUGCGAAGCGUGUUUGCCGGGAAAGUGAUACACCGCACGGCAAAACCGCCACCGCGGGAGUCCCGGACGUUCCGGAAACACUAACCCUGCCGGGUGAUACGGAUGAAAUGAAUGCGUUCUGUUCGUGUGCGAUGAAGCGCGCCAAGCUACAGAUACGGGUUGAAUUGCCCGUUGUUAGUUUGCAGAUGAAAUCGAAGCAUCUGUACGAGGUGAUUUAUAAUCGCAUCAGUACGGAUCUGUUGCUCUGGGAGCCGAGUGCACCGUCGGCGACGGCCGCAGCCGAAGCACAGUUAAACGCCCACCACGCGUCGAAGGUGUCUUUCCAGGAGCCGGAAAUGAGUCUUGCCGGUAUGGGCAUGAUGGAUUCGAUCUACAUGCCGUACACGAUGUGCCAAAGUGGGAUACAGUUGGAUUCCAGUUCGUCCGCAACAAACUCCGAAUCGGAAUCAGACUCGGACGGCAUCUUUUACUCGGUAUACGAUCGAAGCAAGAACACGAUCGGUGGAAAUGUCGGUGGAAACGUCGGAGGAGGAAGAAAAGGAUCCUCUCAUUCGCAUCGCAGCUCGUCCCACGGUGGAAGGCUUGCACCGUCCACGGUUGUUUCCGAUCGGGGUGCUAAUACGAUCGCGUUCCAGGUAAACAUCGGCCAAGGUAUACUGACAAUGUUCGUGCCGGUCCGGGACGCACAAAAGCACGUCAUUCCGGGGCAGCUCGGUGAGUUCGUCAUACGACUGAACUCGGGGACAAUUUUCUCCGUCAACGGGUUCCAUGGCAAUGCGAACCUCGGCUACCUUUGCAUCCAAGGAAAGUCGGCGGAGUUCUACCACUGCGGGUUGAUACCGACGCCGGCUAGUAAUCCCCCGUUGCGGCUGAUUAACAGCGUGCUUCCGUCGUACCUUCAGUGUACGCUGUAUCCGACACCGAAAAACCUUACCCUGCACGAACAACGAGGGUGUGCCAAUCGGGAGAUGAUCUCACUGGCCAUACAGAUUAAAUCCGUACCGGACCUAGCGAUCAAGCGCAUCCGCAUGGCAGCCGGAAUACAGCUAACCACCUUGCGGCAUCACUCGACGCUUCCGCAGCACUCCUGGUUGACGCAGCUGAUCGAUAUGCUAGACGUGGUGGACUACCCGGUGCAGGGCUACACGCCACUCGGUGUCGUCACCGAAAUGCAUCUCCACCUAUGGGACUGCGCGAUCGACUACCGGCCGCUUUACUUCCCGUACCGGGCCAUUAUUACGGUGGGUUCGUUCAUGAUCAGCAGCAACAUCACGUCGGGCAGCAGUGGCCUAACGCUGAACUUUAUCGCCGAAGAUGUCACACUCAGUCUUGCUCCGCAGCAGGUGCAACCGUCAACGAGUGGGGGCAAGGAUUCCUCGAGCACUAGCAGCCAUCAGCAGGUGGCGAACAGCAGCAAAAUCACGGUCCUUCCAUCAAAUGAAUUGGUUUGUGUCGUCGAAGUAGGCCUGUUUGAGAUUUCACUCAUGCUGAACGAGCGAGUUACGGUGAAAUUCCCCAAAUUUGAUCUCCGAACCGCCAUAAAUGAUGUGCACGUGCGAACGUGUGCCGAUUCAGCCCGAGCUCUAGCACAGCUGAUCGCUUACCUUGCUGCCGAAGGUGAUCUACUGCUUCCGGAAGGGGACGCCAGUGGGGAUGACAUUAGCUGUGGAGGAUCCUCCUUGGUAGGAACGUUGGAUACGACUGUCGGUGGAGUAACUGGCCUCGAGCAAAAAGAAGUCUCCCAAGGGGGGAGCCUUCCGAUGGGUGGAGAAACGGAGGGUGAGCUGCUCCCGGUACGACCGCCGUCGAGUGCCAGCGGUCCGGUAGUGACACCCAAGCAGCAGCAACGCGUCAACACACUGAUGGCUGAUGCGAUGGAGGAAAGUUUGUACAUCGAGAGCACCGCAAGCGGUGAUGGCGUUGACGAUGACCCGUUGCUCGGUGGCGCCGACGGUGGAGCUGGGGUGGAAAUGUUUUUCUUCCCCGACGAGGAUCAACGGAAACCACCGAAGGACGGCGAAAAGGUUCGCGUUGGUGGGGGUACGAUCGUUUCGGACAGUAACAGCAACAAGCGUCGGUUCGGUUCGGAUGACGAUUCGUUAAGCAUUGACGAGGGUUCGAGUAUUCCAUCGUCUUUCCACGACGAUGAUCACUAUUGGCGCCAGCAUCAGCAGCAUCAACAGCAGCAUCAGCAACAAGAAGAGAUGAAUCCAUCUGCUGGGGUAGAUGAUGACUGCACAAGUGUUAAUUUGCGAGAGUUGAUCAACUUUGAGCGAUCCGUGCUUGGCCAGCAAACGUACAACUACGGUGCGGGAGAUGACGAGGACGACGAUACCGGUGUUGAGGCGCUUCCACAGGUAACGAACGAGUUGGGCGAUGUAUCGAAGCUCAGCCAAAGGCGUCCACAGGCAUCGUUGGUCGUUACUCAGCAGCGCAAGAUUAGCUCCGAUACGGACGACGACUUUUGCAUCAUUGCCGACGAGGAACGACCGCACCGGGGUGGAGACUCCCAUAACCAGGAGGUUCCCGUAUCGGAGGAUCCCAUCCGCAUCGUGGACAACCAUUUCAGCGUGCCAACGGGCAAGCCGGAUCUUUUGAAGGCUCCCGAAGGAUUCCCCAGUGCGGUGGAGAGGUACACGAUCUGCGAGAUGACCAUCACCUGGCACAUCUAUGGCGGGCGUGACUUUCUCACCAAAGACGACCGCCGGAAAAAGACCAAACAGCAGCAACAGCAAGUGGCAGGGCAAGGGCAACCCGUUGCUACGGGAGCAAAGGUGACGACGUCAAACUUCCCAACCGCAAUGCCCAUGUCGGAGGCGUACAAAUCGGGCGUCAGCUACUCGAAAGGUUCACCAUCGGUAAGCUUCGGCGGUGGCUCGGCCGCGGCGGCAGCGCUUGCGAAGCUGACGUGGAAGACACGCGGUGGUACCGGCCGACAGCACGACACGACCAUGGAGAUCCACAUCAGCAAGGUGCAGUUUUCGCACGAAACGUACCCGGGAUGUACGAAGGAAGCGUCCCGGCAGGUCCUGCUCAUCAACGAGCUGGAGAUCGUGGACGGGUUGGCCGUGUCGAACAUUAAAAAGUUCCUCUACCACCCGAAGCUGCCCAGCCGCCCGACUAGCAAGCAAAGCACGAACCACAUGGUCGUCAUCAAGGCACUGCACAUGCGUCCCAAUCCGGCUCUCCCGGCGCAGGAGUGUUGUUUGCGAGUGUCCGUGUUACCGAUUCGGUUGAAUAUCGAUCAGGAUUCGCUGCUGUUUUUGAUAAACUUUUUCAACCAACUCGGAGGUGGUGGCGAUCUCUCCGAAGGACCACAAGGUUCGACCGGAAGUGCUGGAAAUGGUGGUGGACGUUCGUCACAAACGACUACCCCAGCGCAUCAGCCACCCGUUAUGACGGUCGAGUCACUCCCGGAAGCGGUACAGGAGCUGCAGGCGAAGAAAAUGGUCUCAGAGAACCUGAUGCUGCUGAUCGAGGAAGAGGAAAAGCACAAGGACGCUCAGGAGCAAGGCGGAAUGGCGGCGUACGGCGACUCGGGUGAUUCGGGAGCCCCCAUUUACUUCCGCAACGUCAUCUUCAGUCCGGACGUACCGAUUCGCAUCGAUUACCAUGGGAAGCGGAUGGAACUUUCGCACGGCUCCAUUGCCGGCCUGCUGAUGGGGCUCGGGCAGCUACAGUGUUCGGAAAUCCGACUCAAGAAGAUCUCCUACCGGCACGGUUUGCUCGGUGUGGAUCGUUUGCUGAACUUCCUGCUCCAGGAGUGGCUACAGGACAUCAAGAAGCACCAGCUGCCGAAAAUUAUCGGUGGCCUUGGGCCAAUGUAUUCACUUGUACAGCUCUUGCAAGGAAUUUGGGAUCUUUUCUGGUUGCCUAUCGAGCAGUACCAAAAGGACGGGCGAAUUGUUCGCGGACUACAGCGUGGAGCGCAAAGCUUUACGGCCCGUACUGCCUUGGCGGCACUGGAAAUUACCACCCGUAUCAUACAUCUGUUGCAGAUAACGGCCGAAACGGCAUACGACAUGAUUUCACCCGGACCAUCGAUCCGUCGGGGACGUGGCAAUCGCAAAGGAAAGAGGAAACGCCUCCACCCACCGCAGGACAUCCGCGAAGGAAUGUCCAACGCCAUACAGAUCGUUCGAGAGGGAAUCUCGGAGACGGCACACAAUCUGGUAGAGAUCACUGCCCUCGAGCAUGACCAGAAAGGAUACACGGGCGCCGUCGGUGCGGUAAUGCGCCAGAUACCACCGAUCGUGGUGCAGCCGAUCGUGUUGGCCACGCAGGCCACGAGCAACGUGCUCGGUGGCGUCCGGAAUCAGCUCGUCCCGGAUGCGCGGGCCGAAGCGCGGGAAAAGUACAAGGACGACGUCGAGUGAUGAUGCUGUUAUGCGCACGAGCCACAAGCAUUGACGAUGAUGAUGGGCACCUUUUCUGUUUAUUUAUAAGCUCUAGCUAGUAGACAGUGUUGUUUCCAUUAUUAUCGAGCGAGCGCGAUCGAACGCUUGGAAUGAAGAAAAAGGAAAUGCCUUUAUUUUUACUUCGGUUAGUAUAUAUAUAUAUAUUUUUUUUUUUCUAGUGAUGCUACCCACGAGGGCAGCCGUGUACAGAUUUAAGAUCGUUCAUUUUAUUUAACUUUCUGUCCCGUGUUUCUUUUUCGUACUCGAAGACACGAAACUUAAACUAACCCUUAUAUGAACCCUAAAGUGAAAGAUGAUAAAAACACAAACGAUGGAUCAAACUAAA